This is a messenger RNA of Colletotrichum orchidophilum, 1080 nucleotides long. RefSeq lists its product as uncharacterized. The transcript is spliced from 4 exons. The record is from RefSeq and is a predicted model, not a curated record. The coding region runs from base 1 to 1080 and encodes 359 amino acids. Lineage: Eukaryota; Fungi; Ascomycota; Sordariomycetes; Glomerellales; Glomerellaceae.
AUGGCCAUCUUGAGCCAGUCGCAGCAUAGCCGAGCUUCACCACAUAGUAGCCCUAUUUUGUCGGGGGCUGUGAUCGGGAAAGCUCCGAGCGGUCGGCCGAUCUGCGGGUCUGAAGCAGGUCUGGACGUCGCGAGCCUGGAGUCUGGAAUCAACUUCAUGAAUUGCCCCUCGACGAUGCGAGGGCGGCGCUCGCCAACUCGCGCGGGGCCAAGCUCGUUCCCCGAUUGCCAUGGUGCUCGCACCCAAUUCCUGACGAGCGACAAGGCGCCAUCGAUCACGAGAGGCGUCCGCGAUGCCCUCUUGACGAUCGAGUGCAACAUCAAACUGGCGCCUAGCGGUUGUACUGUCCAGGGUCAGCAGUGUUCGUGGGUGUUUAGGCUUGUUACAUACGACGACGCAAUCUUCGCACCGCGCGCCAUGGACAUUGACCCAGCCAGGGCAGUCAACGCCAUGCUUGUAUCUGUUGACGCAGGGCCACUGUCCGAUACCGAAAAGGCUGCCUGCACCGGCGGCAACAGAUGGCAAGUUGACGGCAGGUCCGCGAUUGGCUCAUUCCACGGGCGCAAGAGUACCCAUGGCGGUAGGCGAAUGCGAAGUUGGCAGGAUGUUGCGCUAGAUGUCGCUGCGCAAGACAUGAAGUCGAGAGAUGCUGCCUUGAUUGGCAGGCCUCGCGGCUCCACCCACAUACUCAAUGCGGGCCGUGCUGGGGACGCUAAAACGUUAGAUGAGCACCCCACGUACUUCACCCAGCCAGAUCUGGAUGCCCCACACAAGCUACGUGUCACCCUGCAAAGAGGCCCGAGCGCCAUCGCAUGUCACUCGCUCCGGCUGGCAGAGACCGCGCCUAACCUAGUGCGCAGGGCUUGCCCCGAUUCGGGCUCGGCCCAGAAUGCCCAAAGCCGGGCUCCGGUGAUUAGGCGUAAGCCGCUCGUCUUCUACCCUCGGAGCCGCAGAACGUCAUCGGGAGAUGCCACCAGCCCGCUGCACGCCUUCGUUCUGUCACCGAGCCAUACGAAGAAAGGUUUCGAAGACGUUGAUGUCAUCACCAUGAGGCGACUCCUGAUCUACGCUGGCCUGUGA